Molecule: messenger RNA, 903 nt
Organism: Saccoglossus kowalevskii
Lineage: Eukaryota; Metazoa; Hemichordata; Enteropneusta; Harrimaniidae
Product: tyrosine-protein kinase CSK-like
Biological process (GO): protein phosphorylation
Molecular function (GO): ATP binding; protein tyrosine kinase activity; protein binding
Source: RefSeq, a predicted model, not a curated record
AUGGGAAAGGGGUGUCUUGUAGAUUAUUUACGUUCCAGAGGUAGGGCUGUUAUACAAACUAAGGAAUUACUUCGCUUUUCCAGUAAUGUGUGUGAUGGAAUGGGAUUUCUAGAAAGCAGGUCAUUGGUCCAUCGUGACUUGGCAGCAAGGAAUGUUCUAAUCUCAGAUGCUGGUUUAGCUAAAGUUUCUGAUUUUGGCCUCGCCCAUGAAGAGUCUUAUAUUGUGGAUGGCGGCAAAGUACCAAUCAAAUGGACUGCUCCUGAGGCACUCAGAAAAGGACAUUUUUCAACAAAAUCUGACGUUUGGAGUUAUGGCAUACUUUUAUGGGAGCUGUAUUCAUUUGGAAGAGUGCCAUAUCCCAGAGUGCCGUUAACGGAUGUAGUGGCUCAUGUCGAAAGAGGUUACCGGAUGGAGGCACCGGAAGGCUGUCCGGACCAAAUUUAUAGAAUCAUGAUGAAAUGCUGGGACUUAGAUCCAAAGCAGAGGCCAUCAUUUAGUGAGAUAUCAAGGAUGUUGGAUAAUUCCAGUGCCGUUACAGUUUAAGAUAAAAUUAUGUCACGAUAUAUUCAUGAAAUUUACAGUUAAAAAUGUGUAGUUGAUGGAAUGAACUUUUGCUUGAAAAGUAUUCUCGACAUCAUGAAAAAAAUCACUCAAAGCUUGCCUUUGAGUCCAAGAUGGCUGCCGCAGUACUAAUAAUCAAAAUCCAAUAAAAUCCUUUUUUGUAUUAGUGUGUUUUAGAUCAGAACAUGGUAUAAAAAGAUUUUUUUUGAGUAGACUGUGGAAAAAAAGGGAGUGUUGCAUUUCAUUUGUUAUAAAAAAAAUGGAAAAAAAAGAGAAAAAUGAUUUGGAAUAGUCAUGACAAUGAACUCUGCAUCGGUAUAAUACAUAAGGGGAAGGGACACU